Colletotrichum higginsianum IMI 349063 is the source of this 186-nucleotide messenger RNA. RefSeq names its product Ubiquitin-conjugating enzyme. Lineage: Eukaryota; Fungi; Ascomycota; Sordariomycetes; Glomerellales; Glomerellaceae. The coding region runs from base 1 to 186 and encodes 61 amino acids. Gene Ontology annotation, cellular component: nucleus. The transcript has 3 exons. Gene Ontology annotation, molecular function: ubiquitin conjugating enzyme activity. Gene Ontology annotation, biological process: protein polyubiquitination; ubiquitin-dependent protein catabolic process. The record is from RefSeq and is a predicted model, not a curated record.
AUGAGUAGCCCACGCAGAAGAAUCGAGACUGAUGAGUUCUAUGUGCGAUUCAAGGGGCCUACCGAGACUCCGUUUGAAGGCGGCGUAUGGAAGGUCCAUGUCGAACUCCCCGACCAAUACCCCUACAAGUCGCCGAGCAUCGGAUUCGUGAACCGCAUCUUCCACCCCAAUAUUGACGAGCUGUGA